Molecule: messenger RNA, 2171 nt
Organism: Cynoglossus semilaevis (tongue sole)
Lineage: Eukaryota; Metazoa; Chordata; Actinopteri; Pleuronectiformes; Cynoglossidae
Product: calsequestrin-1-like
Exons: 11
Coding region: 211-1515 (434 amino acids)
Biological process (GO): regulation of skeletal muscle contraction by regulation of release of sequestered calcium ion
Cellular component (GO): sarcoplasmic reticulum lumen; Z disc
Molecular function (GO): calcium ion binding
Source: RefSeq, a predicted model, not a curated record
AAACUAAGCCCAACCCAUCUCGCACUCUUUGCCUCACGACUACACGAGCCCAUGUGGGGUUUUUAAUAAGGUGGAUGCAAGAGUUGGUCUUGCUCUCUUCUGGGUGACGCGGUUUGGAAGUGGUUCUUUAUACUUUCGCCAUUGAACCCUUUUUGUUUUGUGUUUUUUUUUUUUUUUUCAUUUUGUUUUGACUUUCCCUAGAGAGGAGCCAUGAAGUGGACCUGGGUCCUUGUGGCAGUUCUGCUGUCAUUUGGGGGUCUUGCAAAGAGCAAAGACAGCCUGGACUUUCCCGAGUACGAUGGCAAGGACCGCGUGCACGAACUCAACGCCAAGAACUACAAGUCCGUGAUGAAAAAGUACGAUGUCAUGGUGGUGUACUACCAUGACCACCCCGGAUCCAGCCGCGUCGCCCAGAGACAAUUUGAGAUCGAGGAGUUGAACCUCGAGCUUGCAGCCCAGGUCCUGGAUGAGUUUGAUGAUGAAGAAAUUGGAGUUGGUCUCAUUGAUGCCAAGCAUGACAAAGCCAUUGCAAAGAAACUAGGCCUUGACGAGUCGGACAGCAUCUUCAUCUUCACUGAGGACGAGGUCAUAGAAUAUGACGGCGAGCUCGCAGCAGACACCCUAGUGGAGUUCAUCUUUGAUGUUCUUGAGGAUCCCGUAGAAAUUAUUGACAACAGUCGGGAACUGAAAGGCUUCAGAAACAUUGACGAGGACAUCAAAUUGGUGGGCUACUUUAAAAGCCACAAGUCAGAACAUUUUGACGCUUUUGCUGAUGCUGCCGAGGAGUUCCACCCUCACAUUUCGUUCUUUGCUACCUUCAACCCCAAGGUUGCAAAAGCGCUGGAUCUAAAGCUCAAUGAGGUUGACUUCUAUGAACCCUUCAUGGAUGAGCCAGUGGUCAUCCCCGGAAAACCUUAUACUGAGGAAGAGCUGGUGAAAUUUAUUGAGGACAAUGACAGACCAACUCUGAGAAAGCUGCAACCACACAACAUGUAUGAGAUCUGGGAAGAUGAUGUAGAUGGUGAACAUAUCAUUGCUUUUGCAGAGGAGUCCGACCCCGAUGGCUUUGAGUUUCUGGAAAUCCUGAAGCAGGUUGCUGAAGAUAACACUGAUCACCCCCAUCUCAGCAUUGUUUGGAUUGACCCCGAUGAUUUCCCCUUGCUUGUACCACACUGGGAGAAGACCUUUGGCAUUGAUCUGUCCCAUCCACAAAUUGGAGUUGUUGAUGCUGGUGAUGCUGACAGUGUAUGGAUGGACAUGGACGAUGGUGAAGAUCUGCCGUCCGAAGAUGAGCUAGAAGAUUGGAUUGAGGAUGCGCUCUCGGGUGAAAUUGACCCUGAUCACGAUGAUGAUGAUGACGAUGACGAUGACGAUGACGAUGAUGAUGAUGAUGACGAUGAUGAUGAUGAUGACGAUGAUGAUGAUGAUGACGACGACGAUGACGACGAUGACGAUGACGACGACGAUGACGAUGAUGACGACGAUGAUGAUGAUGAUGACGACGAUGAUUACUAAAUCAUUAAGUCAGAAUUUUGUCCUUAGGUCUGACCAAUGCAGUUUCAAGAGUUUAAAACAUCGUCUCUUGUAACUCUGUACCUUUUCGAACUCGUCAGUUCAUUUUUCAUAUCUCAUCUUUUUCAUCGUCUUCUCUCUGUAUCUCACUAAAACAAUAUUCCAUCACUUGUUUGUUCUUUACACCAACACAUUCUCUCAGUCAUGUAACCAUGGACUCCAUAGAUUCCCACAACUUCAUUAACUUGUAUAAAACCAUGAAACAUAAUCUGGCACCAAGCCUGCUAUCUACAGCUGUUGAUUUUUUAUACCGGUACAUUUUUUAUUUUCCAAAGUACUGGCGAGGUUGUAGUGUUGUACGCAUAAUGGAGUCCAUCUGUGGAGUCUGUUGUAAUUUGAAUGUGUUUUACAUUUGUCCAAACUUUUUUUGCCCCCUUCCCAAAACAAGGGAAACCAAGGUUGCUUGCAGAUUUUUUCUGAUAAGUAUAAGCAGCCUAGUCUGUGAAAUCCUUUUAAUGUUAUACACUGAGAGUGUUGUACAUCAUAUGGAUGUUUUCUACGAUGAUGAAGUAUGACAACAGCCAUAUUCUAUUUUUGUAACAAGAGAAAUUUAACUGUGACGUCUUAAAUAAAUGACAGCUUGGACAAAAUCCCCCAAA